CAAGAAUGGAAGAUUCGCAUACACCUUCUUCGUCGACUUCCCGAAGCUUUCCUGCGUGUUGGUAUCACGGUGACGUGGAGCGCGCAUCAGUGUGAGUAGUGGUGGGGCAAAUCCGAGCGAGAACUCGAUGGCUACGCUCGAUCUACCCAGUCUGCCCGAGAGUGCACGGCCGACACCAGCCGAGGAACCAGCUAAGGUCUCCGGUAGCCGACCGAAGCGCCUCUACAUAGUAUUCGGAACACGAAAUCGUGCGAGUCCCGGUCGAGUCAGCCAGUGUAUCGCAAGUGCGCUGUAAGUUAUGUUCGAAACCACUCGACGAUCGGCCGCGACAGAUCUCAAGUGAUACCGAUACGCGAUACGGUUCGUUUUUUUUUUUUUUUAUCGGGAGCGUCGAUUAAUAUUGAAAGUGUGUUCGCGGCGGUGUCGUGUGCCGUGGAAUCAUGAUUUCCGCGCCCUAGAGCCAGAGGUGUUCAGAUACUCGAAUAUUCGAACCGAGUCGAGACUCGUAUCGGAUCGGAUCGAACAUCUCGACUCGAAUACUCGAGUAUCCGAACGCCUCCGCUAGAACGAAACAUUUCUUCUUCAAGUUUGAGUGUCUGGGACUUGGAAGGUGCAUACGCAGCGCAACGACCGCGUUUCCUCCUUUUUUUUUUUUUUUUUUUCUUUUUCUUUCGGUCGCUUGAUCGGGAAACAUGUAUUCCGACGGUCACGAGGUGGACGGCAGCUGGGUGCUGCGUGUCUACGUGACCGAUCUUCAAAUGGAGAGGAGUUUACGAGUAAAAGGAGAUUUGCACAUCGGCGGUGUGAUGCUACGCCUGGUCGAGGGACUUGACUUCACCAUGGAUUGGUCCGAUCACGCGCUAUGGUGGCCCGACAGAAAUCACUGGCUGAUCAGAACGAGAAGCACCCUCGAUCAGUAUGGCGUCGCCGCGGAUGCUCGUCUUCACUUCACGCCGAUGCACAAAAUCAUCACGGUGCAAUUGCCAAACAUGACCUGUCGCGACUGCAAAGUAGACUUCUCCGUCAAGACGUUCAACGCCGUGAUCAACUUGUGCAAGGAAUUAGGUAUCAGACACCCGGAGGAGCUGUCGUUUUGCAAGCCGCUCGAGCCGAGUCACCUGAAACACAAUUUAAAAGACCUCCCGGACAAAAAGAGGAUCGAGAACCAGAAGAACGGGCACUGGAACGUGCCGGCGGACACGAACACCUUCAUUCCCGUCAGCCAGAGUCCCAGGGGAUCGACGGGGAGCCUGGACCAGAGCAGCGCUUUCAUGUGCGCACCGGUCACACCCAACAACAGAAAUCACAGCACUCCGAUCAGCUCGCCGCAAACCGGUACGUGGAAGAGGAACAACAACUCGUCGAGUUUCGGUAGCACCGGCUCGUUCAACGCGAACAACAGCACGAUAGGCACGGAGACGUUGAACCGCGGACUGUCCAAGAUCCUGGCGCAGAGCGUCGACUGGGUAGCGCCGGAAAUGUGGGCGAAAGUGGUCAGGCCGAAGAAUCUCGUGGAACGCGCCAGGAUGAACGUCGCUUGGCUGGACUCGUCCCUCUCGAUCAUGGAGCAGGGUAUACGCGAAUUCGACACCCUCAGGCUGAAGUUCAAGUUCUACUCGUUCUACGACCUGAACCCGAAAACCGACGCCGUCAGGAUCAACAUGAUUUACGAGCAGGCCAAGUGGCAGCUGCUGUCCGAGGAGAUUGACUGCACCGAGGAGGAGAUGCUCAUGUUCGCCGCGUUACAGCUGCAAGUGAAUCUCCAGGCGAGCGUGCCGCAACCGAAUUACGACAGCAACGGCGCCUCCUCGCCCGUCGAAGACGACAUUGACGCGGCCUUGACGGACCUCCAGGUGACCCUCGAGGGCAGCAACAUCAGCAACGGGCCCAGCGACAUCACCCAGGUCCCCGAGCUCUGCGAUUACCUGCGCUUCUACAAGACGAGGUUCUUGAAUCUGACGGGCUUCAAGUACUACUGGGUCACGUGCAGAGACCUUCAGCUCAGGUUGUACAAGACCAAGGAGAAGACCAACAGCACCGAGUCACCUGCCUACGUGAUCAACUUGCACGGAUGCGAGGUCACGCCGGACGUCUAUCUCUCGCACGGACGCUACGGGAUCAGGCUCGAUGUGCCCAGCGCCGAGGGAAUGACCCAGAUGUGGAUCAGAUGCGACAAUGAACAACAAUACGCAAAGUGGAUGGCGGCGUGUAGAUUGGCCGCGAAGGGUCGCACCCUCGCGGACGCGUCCUACGAGAGCGAAGUGAACAGCAUCGCGGCUUUCCUGCAACUGCAGAGGCCUGCACGCGCCCCCGCGAUCGAUCCAAACUCCCAUGUGAUCAUUCCAGAGAACUACGUGGCCCAAAAGUUCGCGAAAAAAUUCAAAGGAAAGCUGGUCCAGAGGAUCUUGGAAGCGCACGCGAACGUCAAAGAUCUUCCUUUGAUCAAAGCCAAGCUGAACUAUAUCAAAGCGUGGCAAUCUCUCCCCGAGUACGGGAUCUCCCUGUUCGUGGUUAGAUUCACCGGAAAAAGCAAAGACGAGCUGCUGGGUAUCGCUAACAAUAGACUGAUGCGAAUGGAGCUUCACAGUGGCGAUCACUUGAAAACAUGGAGACUGAACAGCAUAAAGGCCUGGAACGUGAACUGGGAGGUGAAACACAUGAUGGUCCAAUUCGAGGAGGAGAAUAUAAUUUUCGAGUGUCAGUCCGCGGACUGUAAAGUCAUUCACGAGUUUAUCGGUGGGUACAUAUUUCUAUCGAUGCGAUCGAAGGAGGCGAAUCAAACGUUGAACGAGGAGAUGUUCCACAAGCUGACCGGUGGAUGGGUUUAAGGGGCGAGCAAACGAGAGCACAAAAUCUGUUUCUAACGGCUUCGAGCUUUGUCGUUCCCGCCAGGGUCGCGCACGUUGGCUGACAUUUGUAUAAAACACUCGACUCUAUAUUUAGAGACGCUUUAUUAUAGUAUUUGUAAAUAGAAGACCUAUCUCACGAAUAGGGGACAACUAGAUUUUAGCGGAUUUAUCGUACGCACGAGAUAUACGAUCGUGAACGUUGGAUGGAUACGUUGAUGGCGAGUUACUUUUGUACGCGAUGAAAGAGUAAUAUGCAGUUUACGGCCGCUAAAAUCGUGCGAUAGAAUACGAGGCGUAACGUAUUUCGUAAUCGAGCGAAACACGCACAACGAUCGACCCACGAGCGAAUACACCGCGCCCUUUUCUACACGCGACGCCGUUGAUUAAGGUCAUGAACGAAUUAACGUUUUUCCAGCGAUUAGCGCGUUUCCCUUUCUCUGGCCUCGACCUCGCUAAACGACGACGUUCCCGAUGAUCUUUCGGUUGCCAGGUCCAUCUUUCUCGGGCAGAUACAUGUAUUUUUUCACAGCAUGGGGUGCUAUGCCGGGAGAGAUCGACUUCGAGACGCGACGACGCAGCGAAAUCGUGUAAAUUAUUUGUUGUUUUAAUGUAAACUAUAUAUAUAUAUAUAUUAAAAUAAUCGUUAUCUUUAGCGAUAAAUACAUCAUAUUAACUAAGCUUUUGAUCGGUGUAAUCAUUUCUAGUAAAUAAUAAUUCAAGAAAAAAAGUAAGAGUUAAACUAUCGUAAUGUAACGAACGUAUUGUAUAAAUUGUGUACGCGUGGAAAUAGAAUAUUUACCAAAUCUGACCAAUCUUAACUUCCGAUCGUUUCUGGAUGGAUGAUGAGCAUUUUUAGCCCGAAAUUUUAAUAUAUAUAAAAGAUAUUUACUUGUAGCGUGUAACCAGAAGAGUAUAGUUUUGUAUAUUGAUAGACGCUAGGUGUACAAUAAACUUAAUUAUUAUUAAUCCGUGGACUCGUUGGUGGCAGCUUCGUUAUCGGUCAAAAUGGCAGGAGUGGCUCCGAGUUUCCGGUUAAUUUCACGCAACACGCAC
Molecule: messenger RNA, 3902 nt
Organism: Colletes gigas
Lineage: Eukaryota; Metazoa; Arthropoda; Insecta; Hymenoptera; Colletidae
Product: unc-112-related protein-like
Exons: 7
Coding region: 693-2828 (711 amino acids)
Biological process (GO): integrin-mediated signaling pathway; cell-matrix adhesion
Cellular component (GO): cell-substrate junction
Molecular function (GO): integrin binding
Source: RefSeq, a predicted model, not a curated record